Messenger RNA from Girardinichthys multiradiatus, 4048 nucleotides. RefSeq names its product transglutaminase 1 like 1 (gene tgm1l1). Gene Ontology annotation, molecular function: protein-glutamine gamma-glutamyltransferase activity. Gene Ontology annotation, biological process: peptide cross-linking. The transcript has 14 exons. The coding region runs from base 248 to 2608 and encodes 786 amino acids. NCBI's taxonomy places the organism in Eukaryota, Metazoa, Chordata, Actinopteri, Cyprinodontiformes, Goodeidae. The record is from RefSeq and is a predicted model, not a curated record.
UAUCAAACGGUCCAGUGAGCUUGGGAGUGGGGUAACUUCAGCUCAGGGUGGGGCUCAGCCGUCAGGCAGAGGGGUGUGAAUCUGCUUUAAGUACCGAGCAGAUCCUUCUUGGACAAGCGUAAAAGUUCAACACUAAGAGCGGCGACGUCACGACAGAAGUUUUCAAUAACCCGAACCCUAAGUGAGCGCCUGUUACACAGGAGGAACAAGAAGUUUCACCGCUGAUCCGAAGAAGAAUCCAACCAGAAUGCCAGGUGAGCGUUUGACCAUUCGAAACCCGUCUGAAGUUGGGCGUUUCCCCGGAGCGGCAGCGCCCACCAAGGUGGAGCUUACCAUUCAGAGUGAAGGGGGGAAGAAGCAGGAGGAGGGAGCGUGCCGUCGCUGGUUCAGGAAGAUCUGUCCAUGCUGCUGUAAGCAUCAAAACAGUGCAUCUUAUGAUGUCACAGAUAAGGUGGAGUUCACCAAGCCCCCAGCCCCUGCUGUGGUCUCGACACCUGAGCCUGACAAGUCAAAGCCUGAGAAUGGAGAAAUGAAGGAAACCGAAGAAGUCAAGCUGUCAGUGUGCAUGGUGGACCUUCUGAGCUCCAAGACUGGUCAGAACAGAGUGGAGCAUCACACCGAUCUGUACCAUGGGGACAAGCUGAUCAUCCGCAGAGGACAGACGUUCCAGAUGGAGAUAGAGUUCAACAGGCCCUUCAGUACUGACAUGGAUAAGAUGCGCUUGGAGCUGAAAACAGGUUCCUUGCCCAUUGUCUCUAAAGGGACCCAUGUCAUCAUUCCACUCGUUGACAGUCUGGAAGAUGAGCGCUGGGAGGCCAAGAUCACAGAGCAGACCUGCAACAAGAUCAGGCUGUCCGUAAACUCCCCGGCUGACGCGGUGAUUGGUCUAUAUGGGCUCACUGUCACGACGCAAUCUGCGAAGGAUGAGGAGCCAACAUUUUACAACUCCAGCGAGAAUAUCAUCAUGCUCUACAAUCCAUGGUGUGAAGAGGAUAAUGUGUUUCUGGAUGACGAAGAGCAAAGGAAGGAGUAUGUGCUGAAUGACACUGGCAGGAUUUACUACGGCACAGAGAAGCAAAUCGGUGCUCGCACAUGGAACUUUGGGCAGUUUCAUGAGGGAAUCCUGGAAGCAUGCCUGUUCAUCUUGGAGAAGAGUGGCAUGUCUCCUUCUGGCCGAGGGGAUCCGGUCAAUGUGGUCAGAGUUAUAUCUGCCAUGAUAAAUGCUCCCGAUGACUAUGGAGUCCUGGUCGGGAACUGGUCAGGAAAAUACUCUGAUGGCGUGUGUCCUGCAGCGUGGAGCAGCAGUGUGGAGAUCCUGAGGAAAUACCACUCUUCCAAUGCAAUACCUGUGAAAUAUGGGCAGUGUUGGGUCUUCUCUGGGGUCACUACAACAGUGCUGCGCUGCCUUGGCAUACCUGCCCGCAGUGUGACCAACUUCCAGUCUGCGCAUGACACUGAUGUGUCCCUCACUACAGAUGUGUACUUUGAUGAGAACAUGCAGCCGAUUGACUUCCUUAACAAUGACUCUGUCUGGAAUUUCCAUGUAUGGAAUGAUUGCUGGAUGGCCAGACCAGACCUUCCCCCUGGCCAUGGAGGCUGGCAGGCUGUUGAUUCUACUCCCCAAGAGACAAGUCAGGGCACCUUCCGUUGUGGCCCAGCCUCUGUCAAUGCCAUCCGCUCCGGUCAUGUCUACCUAAAACACGACACGCCUUUCGUCUUUGCUGAGGUCAACAGUGAUAAAAUCUACUGGCAGAGGAAACUUGACAGUACUUUCUGUCAGGUCUACAGUGAAAAGAAAGCUAUUGGGCACUGCAUUAGCACCAAGGCAGUGGGCUCUGAUGAGCGUGCAGACAUCACGCACCUGUACAAACAUCCAGAAGACUCUGAAGAGGAGCGCAUUGCUGUGGAGACAGCUUGUCGGUAUGGAAGCAAGCCAGACAUCUACUCGGCUCCUGCAGCUGAGGAUGUGAAGGUGGAGGUGAAGAUAGAUGGCGAGGGGCCUAGGAUGGGCAGUGACGCCAAGCUGAGCAUUGUGGUGAAAAACCAGAGCUCUCAGCCCCGCCAGACAACUCUACACAGCCAGGUGGCCGUCAUGUACUAUACCGGCGUGCUAAAGAAUGCUAUCAAGAAGGAUAAUAUCCCUGUGGACCUUUUGCCCAAUGAAGAGAAGACUAUAGAUUGGGUCUUGCCCUACCAGCAGUACCAAAACCAGUUGGUGGACCAGGCUGCUCUGAUGCUGACACUCUCUGGAAGAGUCAGUGAAACCAAGCAAGUGUUGGCAAACCAGACAACCUUCAGGCUUCGUACACCUGACCUCCAGAUUAUGCCUCUGGGUGAAGCUGUGGUGGGUAAGGAGAUGUCAGCCAAGAUUACCUUCACCAACCCACUGCCACGUGUACUGAAGAAUGUUGCGUUCAGGGUGGAGGGCCUGGGCCUUCAAAAGGGCCAUGAAGUGGUUGUAGGUGAUGUUGGUGCCAAAGCGACAGUAACACUAACGGAGCACUUCAUCCCCACCCAACCUGGACUCAGGAAACUGGUGGCAUCACUUGAUUGUAAACAGCUAACACAAGUGCACGGAGUGGCCGACAUCAUAGUUAGCGAACAAUGAGCUCUUCUAAUUCUACAAAAAUACCUAAUUUCUAAAUUUCUGUCCCCAAAGCAGUCCUAUUUAUUUUCUACUGCCACUAAAUAUUCUGAUCUAUGAAAUGAUGAUUAACCACUGUAGCAUUAUCAUUAUUAUUAUUUUUUUAUUUAUCUAUUAUAAACUUAACACUUCUUGUGUGCUCUGGUGAUUCAUGGAGAAGGCAUUGAAUACAUGCACAGCAACGAAGAGGCUUUAAUUAACAAGUAUUAAAUGUAUAAACCUAUUCUAACAGUAGUUAAAUGUAAAACACUGAACAAAAUCAUGUAAAGGUUCACUGUUAGGCCACGUUGUGGUUAUGUAAAUAAUGUUUUUGUGUACUGUUCAUUUAGAAUGUGAAAAUUAUUGACAAAAUGAACUUUCCGUGGCUCAAAUGAAGGGAGAGACCUGUAUAUGGUUUAGAAAGGAACCUAUUGAAAUUAUUAGUUGUUUUUUUUUGUUGAAAACUGCUAAUAUUCUCUUUAGCUAUGUCUGCCCAAACCCUGUAAAAACACUAAAAUAUUAAAAAAAUCCAAAUCCCUUCAUCGAAUGAGGAAAAAUGAAGGUCUUUUGUUGAAUUCUUCUUUUAUGCUGCCUCUUUUUCAUUAAAAAAAAAGUUAAAAAUCAGUGCCAGAGAUAACCUUUGUUUGACUGCUAAAUUGCCAAAAAAAGUCCCCAUAAAGAACUUAUUCUGUAUUUACUGUUUGUUUCUCCAUCAUCUGGUUACAAUAACGCUCACAUCUUUAUCACACAUUGCGGAUAACUUGCUUAUUCAAACAGGGACUUCAGCAACAGAAGCAUAGGAGAAUAUGGUUCUCAUUAGGCAGGAAACGUUAUCUCUACAGUCAGAUUUACCGCAGUCAGGUUCAGUCAGGUGCAGCUAAAAUACUUCUGAUUGGCCACCUAAUAAAUAUCUGGAAGGCGCAGCCAAACAGUCCUUAUUGCCAAUUUACACAUACCAAAUUAUAAGCAGGUCACCCCUGUGUCAGUGUACGGUUGCACAUAACAGCAAGAAUCAGUUUUAAAGGGAAUUUAAAAACAAAAACAGUUGAAAAAAAUGAGAAAAUCAAAUAGUGUCAGUUCCAUUAUCCCAGGACAAUUUGAGCACAAAAUAUUUGUACAAACAAUGAAUCUUGUGCAGAAACAUUUUACAGUCAGGACAUAUUAGUUCUGCUAUGUUGAUUUUUAUUUCGCUAUUUAUGUGAGGAUGUUUUUUUGUUUAAAGUGCAAGAAAUGGAUCCUGUGUAAGAUUUGAAAAAAGAAAUCUGCUCAGGAUUCCUCAAAACGUUUUCCUGUUCUGGCCUCUUGAACUACAGCACUCAGUGUACAAUGUGAAGAAAACUAUACCCAUAUUAUUUAUCUACCUUAUCUACCUGGAAUGUUUUUGUGUCAUUUUUGUUGUGACAAUAAUAAAGUUAACUAAAACAG